AAACUUACUUAUAAUUGACAUUUCUUAGAUUAAAUCAGUUAUUGAUUUUACAGGAGUAAUAUAAGAAUGGGAAGAGUUCAGGUGGUCGGUUGGUUACUUGUGCUGCUGGGUAAUGUUGUACGAGGUGACGUUGUGUGUAUGCAAUGUGAUCAAGCUGUAGAUAUCGACACAUGUCUGUCUUCAGGGACGAUCAAAUGUGGUCCUCAGGAGCGAUGCUUUCUAGAAAAAGUAACCACCAAAAACCUGAAAUCUGUGUAUAAUGCUGGAUGCAGAUCAGCAGUGGUAUGUAAUAUCAUGACAACCUUGGGCGGCGGCAACGGUCGUCGAGAUUUGUCCCGUCCGUCACGUGAGCUCGUGAACUGUGCUCAGUGUUGUAAUACAGUUCCUGGAGUGGCUUCAAAGGGCCCGUGUAACUCGGAACUUUGUGGAGCAAGUCCAACUGUGGACAAUAGUAUCCGCUGCCUGGACUGUGAUCACCUAGUAUCCGGAGCUGCUGCCUGUGUUGGCAGAGAUGUUUGCACCGAUACGCAGGUGUGCGCUACAUCAAUUCAUGUUCUGGGAGGAACUCAGAUCAAAUACAACUACCGAUGCGAGGAGAAGCAUCUUUGUGAAGGUAUGAUUAAGAACGGUCUUCAGAGUCGUGCAUCAGACGCUACCGGGGUUAAGAUAUGUGACGCCUGCUGCAAGGACACCGAAUGUAACAAGCGUGAUUGUUUUGAGCUGAGGAAAUUAAUGCCGGCGCUAUUUAGUAAUGGAACUGCAACUACAACAAAACCCACCACCCCUGCUCCAACGGCGAAACCAACUACAACUCCAACAACUCCAGCGCCAACUACAACUCCAACAACUCCAGCACCAACUACAACUCCAACAACUCCAGCACCAACUACAACACCCACAACUCAAGCGCCAACUACAACUCCAACAACUCAAGCACCAACUACAAAUCCCUCAACUCCAGCGCCAACUACAACUCCAACAACUCCAGCGCCAACUACAACUCCAACAACUCAAGCACCAACUACAACUCCAACAACUCCAGCGCCAACUACAACUCCAACAACCCAAGCACCAACUACAACUCCAACAACUCAAGCACCAACUACAACUCCAACAACUCCAGCGCCAACUACAACUCCAACAACUCCAGCGCCAACUACAACUCCAACAACUCAAGCACCAACUACAACUCCAACAACUCCAGCACCAACUACAACUCCAACAACUCAAGCACCAACUACAACUCCAACAACUCCAGCACCAACUACAACUCCAACAACUCCAGCGCCAACCACUCCCCUAACAUCUAAACUAACUCCGCCAUCAACGAAAAGUCCGGGGUCAAGUUCAGCGCCAUCAGGUGGCAGUUCAAGAAGACCUUCAACGUUUGCGCCUAAUUUUACAGUCAUUUAAAUGAUACUGUCAUAAUGUCAUUAUUUUGUCAAAAUAAAGAAUACAAUGUAUGUUGGAUGACCUUAUUUACGUAAGUCCUAAUGUGGUUAAGAACAACCUCGUGCAGUUUGCACACCUCCUAUCAAAACAAUAUUUGAUGAAAAACUCAGACAUAUGAAAAGACGCAAAAAUACAGUUGAAAUGAUGUCGACGAUCUCCGGAGAUACAGAAAUGCGAGAUAACGGGGGUUUACAGACUUCCUUUUAUCCUCAAAGGUCAUUUGAGUUUUAUUUUCGGUGUAUUUUAUAAUGCAAAUGGAGUGUAAAAUAGGACAAAAAUAAAGUCGGACUUAACUUAA
Molecule: messenger RNA, 1750 nt
Organism: Pecten maximus
Lineage: Eukaryota; Metazoa; Mollusca; Bivalvia; Pectinida; Pectinidae
Product: hepatitis A virus cellular receptor 1-like
Exons: 9
Coding region: 67-1413 (448 amino acids)
Source: RefSeq, a predicted model, not a curated record